Juglans regia (Persian walnut) is the source of this 630-nucleotide messenger RNA. RefSeq lists its product as uncharacterized. The transcript has a single exon. The record is from RefSeq and is a predicted model, not a curated record. Lineage: Eukaryota; Viridiplantae; Streptophyta; Magnoliopsida; Fagales; Juglandaceae. The coding region runs from base 1 to 630 and encodes 209 amino acids.
AUGCUGAAAUUCAUUGUAUCUUUGUAUGUUGAUGACUUGAUCUUUACCGAAAAUAAUCUAGUGAUGAUUGAGAAGUUUAAAAAGGAUAUGAUGGCUAACUUUGAGAUGAGUGACUUGGGAUUGAAGCAUUAUUUUCUCGUAAUGGAAGUGAGCCAAGAAGAAGAUGGAAUUUCCUGUUUACAGAAGAAAUAUGCAGAAGACUUGCUGGAGAAAUUCAACAUGUUAGGUUGUAAGUCAGUAGCAACACCGUUGGUUCCUAAUGAGAAAUUGAGAAAAGAAGAUGGUGUCAAGAAAUUGGAUGCAUCAACCUACAGGAGUCUUGUAGGAAGUUUGUUUUACUUGUGCAAUACCAGACCAGAUAUCUUGUUUGUCACAAGUUUGUUGUCAGGAUUUAUGCAAAGUCCGAGUCAAGUUCAUUUUGGAACUGCUAAGAGAGUUCUCAGAUAUUUGCUAGGAACAAUCAGCUUUGGCAUAUCGUAUGAGAAAAGACUAGAAUCAAAAUUAGUUGGCUUCACUGACAGUGAUUGGGCUGGAUCUAUUGACGACAAGCGGAGUACUUCAGGACAUUGUUUUGGUCUUGGAUCUGGUAUGUUUUCAUGGAGUUCGAAGAAGCAAGGAAAUGUUGCUUAG